UCAAGGCGUUUAGUAUUUUGCAGUCAGCGCCGUGCAGUCACACUGAAACGAGCAAGUCUGGCAAAACAGCCGAACGGAGCAACAAAAAACAAUUGUAAAAAUGACCCGUCGAGGCUCGUUGUAAGCGAAUUUCGAGCGCAGUCAGGACGCAGGAGCAGCCAAGCAGGUCGGGAUUAGGACCGGAGCAGCAGGAUCAUCGGGCGAGCAGAGCCGCAACCCACACUAACCACAAACGCAGCCGUAUACCGCAGUAUUUCCAUACACACACACACACACUUUAGGGUUUUCUCCACCAUCACUUGAUUAUUCCGGAGCCUGGCCAUGACGGACAAGGAGAGCGAGCAGUGCACCGUCUCGGUCUUUGACCAGACACCCGGCUCGGAGCAAAAGAAGAUCAACGUAGUGGUCCGCUCCCACUUCACGGUGAAACGCGUGAUUGACCUUAUCGGCACGCAGUUCUCGUACGGAAAGUUCGAGCUGUUGCUGCAGCCACACGAUAACAAGGAUCUGGUCAAUCUGAAUGCCCUGGAAUCUCAGCUGAUGUACGAAGUGGCUGGAUUUGAGCCCCAGCUGAAGAAUCACUUGAUCCUGCUGCCCUCCGACAGUUGGGAUGGCGACGUGACCAAACGCUUUGAGUUACCCAUUAAAAGAGUGAUAGUUAAAAAGGUUAUGAAGUCGGACGGCGAGAAGGCCAAGAGUCCUGCCACCGGCGAGAAGAAGAAACGCGUAGUUGGCGAGAAAACGAAAAAGAAGCCAGCUUCGGGAGCUUCCUCUUCAAGCAAGACAAAAACGACGAGUGAGGACUCUUUGGCCAAGACCAGCAUCAGUUCGGAAUCAAGUCCCGAAAAGACGUCCAAGAUCAAGACCACUGAAGCACAGAUCUCCAAGCCCGGUUUGGAAAAAGCUCCCAGGGCUAGCCCUGAAGAAUGCCCCGAGCUGUCUACAGAGAUAAGCUCUAAAAACCCUUCUUCUGAGAGUCCUGUGGCCAAAAAAACGGCCAAGGUCACCUCCAAGCCGGCCCUAGAGUUGCUGAGUCCAAUUAAGCCGGCAUCACCCAUCAAAGAGUUGGACUGCGAACCCGUAGACACUCUAAGCAAGCAACAGCUCUCUGAGCAACUGCAGCUGUAUCCACAAGGUAGAAACCUAAUCUCACCGGUGGACGAUGCUCCUUCAGAUCUUUUCAUCUCAGAUGCUGAACAAUUGUCGGACGACGACCUGGCACUAGGAGCAUCUGCUAGUCCGACAAUGUUGGGACCUGGAUACGAUUACGGAGCUCCGACCGGUGACUCGGACGCCGAGGGUGGGACCGGAGUGGCAGACCCAUCUACAACUGGAACAGACGAUGGUACGUACCCGGCUCUGUCAAACUUCUAUCGUCGCAAGUAUGGAGGCGAUGCAUGGCAGAGAUCAUGGGAGAGAGUCAAUACACCGGCUGCGGACUUCGUGUCCUCAGCCACCACAGAAACUGAGGCAGAGGCACGGCAAACGAGCGUGGGUCCCAGGGGAUAUGUUGGUUUGGUCAACCAAGCUAUGACCUGCUAUCUAAACAGCUUGCUGCAGGCACUCUUUAUGACACCCGAGUUCAGAAAUGCUCUGUACCGCUGGGAGUUCGACAAUGACAACGAGGCCAAGAACAUACCAUACCAACUGCAAAAGCUCUUCCUCAACUUGCAGACCUCGCCCAAAACGGCGGUAGAAACCACUGACCUGACCCGCAGCUUUGGGUGGGACUCGACGGAGGCCUGGCAGCAGCACGAUAUCCAGGAACUGUGCCGAGUUAUGUUCGACGCUCUGGAGCACAAAUUCAAGAACACUAAGCAGGCAAAUCUCAUCUCUAACCUGUACGAGGGCAAGAUGAACGAUUACGUCAAGUGCUUGGAGUGCAAUACUGAGAAGACGCGCGAGGACACCUUCCUAGAUAUCCCGCUCCCUGUGCGGCCCUUUGGAAGCAGCUCCGCAUACGGCAGCAUCGAGGAAGCUCUGCGCGCCUUCGUCCAGCCAGAAACGCUCGAUGGCAAUAACCAGUAUCUGUGUGAGAAGUGCAAAAAGAAAUGCGACGCUCACAAGGGACUGCACUUUAAGUCCUUUCCCUACAUCCUCACGCUGCACCUUAAACGCUUCGACUUUGACUACCAGACCAUGCACCGCAUCAAAUUAAACGACAGAGUGACCUUCCCUCAGACGCUCAACCUGAACACGUUCAUUAACCGAAGUGGAAACAGCGGUGAGCAAAACUCUCAGCUCAACGGCACCGUGGACGAUUGCAGCACGGCGGAUAGUGGAUCCGCCAUGGAGGACGAUAAUUUGAGCAGCGGCGUGGUGACCACAGCGAGCUCUAGUCAGCACGAAAACGAUCUGAACGACGAGGAUGAGGGCAUCGACAUGAGCAGCAGCACCAGCAAGAGCGCAAAGCAGGGAUCCGGUCCGUAUAUCUACGAACUGUUCGCCAUCAUGAUCCAUUCGGGCAGCGCUUCCGGUGGCCACUACUAUGCUUAUAUUAAGGACUUCGACAACAACGAGUGGUUCUGUUUUAACGAUCAGAACGUGACUAGUAUCACCCAAGAGGACAUCCAACGUUCGUUUGGCGGACCCAACGGGAGCUAUUACUCCAGUGCCUACACCUCCAGCACCAAUGCAUACAUGUUGAUGUACCGGCAGGUGGAUGCCAAAAGAAACGAGCUGGUCGCCAAGGUGGCCGACUUUCCUGAGCACAUCAAAACGUUGCUACCAAAGCUGCACUCGGAGGAGGAGACGCGCGUGUCCCGCCUGGGCAGGCAUAUCACGGUUACGGACUUGGCUCUACCGGAUUUGUACAAGCCACGCGUCUACUUCUAUAAUCCCUCCCUGAAAAAGAUGAAGAUUACGAGAGUGUACGUAUCGCAGAGUUUCAACAUCAACCUGGUUCUCAUGUCGGCCUAUGAGAUGUUGAAUGUGGAACAGUUCGCGCCGCUUUCCCGCUGUCGCUUGGUGGCUUACAACUCCUCGAUGGAUACGAUUAUCCAGUCCCUGGAGAGUUGCACAGACCCAGCUUUGACCGAACUGCGCGCGGCUCAGAACUACAGUCUGGACUUCCUGCUGGAGUACCGGGCUGAGGACCAAGAGUUUGAGGUCUAUCCGCCGGACGGCAUUACGUGGUAUGUGUUUAAGGUAGAUCUAUCGACCAUGGCGAUGGACGGUCCCUUCCUGGUUUACUCAGCAGCGCGGGAGCGGGAAGCCAGCGACGUCCUUCGCCACUCGAUCGCCCUCCGUUUGCACAUUAGCGAGCAGCAGUUCCUACUCGCCACGGUGCGCGGCACGGUGCCGAAGGCUUUCGUGGCCUACGAUCCCCAUCCGUCGCCGGAGGCCCUUCAACACCUCCAGAACAUGGCCAACACCCAGUUUAAGUCCAUAACAUACUUCUACUUGAACGUGCCCAACACGGACGCCGCCACCCUUGAGAUGCUGGGUGUGCCCACCGUUGAGUCAAACGAGUGCGCCAGCGGAGGUGAUGUAGUGGAUGCUGCAAUGAUGAAUGGCGUGGCACCUGGUCACAUGUCAUCCAGCAACGACUGCGAUUGGAGGCGCUACAAGCGAGAUAUAUUGGAACCCAUGUCCCAACCCAGUCCCAGCCACGGCCACGAGUCCAACUCGGAGGACAGCAGUCUGAGCGACGGAGACCGAACUCUGGUGGAGACGGACAACAUUGCACAUCGCGGUGGAGGCGACAGCCAAGUCAGUUCGACCAGUCACUCGCCGCAGCUGUCUAGUCCGGAGGACGAAGCAGCCUCACACGAUGCCAUGAUGCGCGUUCAUGCCUACUGCAAUGGAAACGGCAGUUAUGCGGCGGCCGAUGUGGUGGAUCCCCUGCUCCUGCCCACCAGCACCAACCACUUCUUCUACGCUACAAAGGUCGAGUGCGUGGAUGUGGUUGGCACCGGUUCCAGUUCUGAUCACCAGUCCGACGAAGAGGCUCAGCUGCGUAAGCCCACGCGUGCCUAUAAGCUGCUGGUGGGCACACACAUGCGAAUGGGGGCCUUUAAGAAACACAUCGAGCAGCUGAUCCAAGUGCCCGCCGCCCACUUUAAACUGCAGCGGAAGCACGAUAAUAAUCUGUCGAACAACCAGAACAACUCGUUGGUACAUCUCAUAGAAGGCGAAACCCUGACGGUUGAGUUGGGUAAGACGCUGGAGGCGGACGAGUUCAAGGCCAAGAUUCACUUUCUGCGACUGGCGGACAUUGAUAACGAAACGUCCAAACUGCCUUGCGUAUGCGAGUGGGUCUACAAUGCCAACACCACGGCGGAGCAGGCCAAGAAAGAACUGGUGGCCAAGCUGCAUCGCAUAGACGCCAAGUACGCCACACUGUCUGUGCAAAACUGUCGCAUCUGGCUGAAGGGCGGACGUAUUCCCAUCAAGAUUCUGUCCGACGAUGAAACGCUCUACUGCGACAUGCGCUCCAGCAUCGCAGCGGAGUUCAUUGUGCAAGAGUGCGAGGAGGGAGUGAACCCGCAGCCCAAGGACGAUUCUCUGACUUUAUUUGUAAGGCGGUGGUGUCCGGAUAAACUUGAGUUUGGAAAGUUCCAAGAAAUCACUUUGGACCAGGACAGCGAAAUCAGACUUUCAUUAUCACAGAUCAGCGACAUUACAAUAGACAAACUGAGCUAUAUGAAGUUGAACAGCAACUUCCCCUGCACAAGCAUAUCAGCGUUAAGCAUUAACGAGUCCAGCAGUUGGUACUCCGUGCCCACCACCCUGGACAAAUAUCCGCUUAAUAGCACACAGACAGGAAACAUCUACCUGUACAAAGAUAGGACGGUACCUGCGCGAGAGCUGACGCUGGAGGAGCGACGCCUGAUGAACGUCAAGGAGAAAGCACGACUGGAUCGGGUGGGCUGCGUGUCCACCACGCGGUAUGCGCAGCGCCGGGAACGUGCCUUGAAGAUCUACCUGGACUCUCCGGAGAAGUCGAGCAACGUGACCGCCUCCGCACCGAUGGAUGUGCAUGUCAAUAAUUAGUCUGGCGAGUAGGAAACAGUCGCGGCGAUCAUAACAAAAAAAAAAGUACACCAAACCAUGUAUGUAAGCAACGGCAGACCAUUAAAUCCCAGAUCCUCAUUUAAA
Molecule: messenger RNA, 5100 nt
Organism: Drosophila simulans
Lineage: Eukaryota; Metazoa; Arthropoda; Insecta; Diptera; Drosophilidae
Gene: Usp47
Product: ubiquitin carboxyl-terminal hydrolase 47
Exons: 10
Coding region: 322-4995 (1557 amino acids)
Biological process (GO): protein deubiquitination
Cellular component (GO): cytosol; nucleus
Molecular function (GO): cysteine-type deubiquitinase activity; cysteine-type endopeptidase activity
Source: RefSeq, a predicted model, not a curated record